GUGAUCCCAUGAAGGAAAGAAAAAAAGACAGAAAGAGGGGUGGGGUCUUGGAAAUGGGUUGUGUCAACCUCUAUUUAAAAAAGGUUUGUGUCCAUGCUCUCUUCACAAAUCUCUCUCUUCCAUCUUGUCGAGCUACACCAGUUUUCAUACAAUUUUGCCACCAUGCCAGGGCUUGUGGAUGCAAUAGUAAUCCUCAGGGAUACCUUUGACAAGUUCGCUGGAAAAGAAGGAAGUAAAGAGACCUUGACCAAGGCAGAACUCGCUGACCUGCUCAAGAGUGAGGGUUUUCAGGCUACAAACAAAGCUGAAGCGGACAAAUUCUUCAAAGCGCUGGAUAAUGACGGGGAUGGUGUUGUUGAUUUCCAGGAGUAUGUCACUUUUGUAGCAGCCCUCGCCGUGAUCUGCAAUCUGAAAUAAUUACUUUGGCCACAUUCCCUCAGAACUUUCUUGCCUUAUUUAAUGUGUACUAAAUUUUAAAACUGAGUGCUGAGUCCAACUUGCACCAGUAUUACAGUCACAUCUAUGAAAUAUACAUGUCAUUAUGUUCUGAGGAGGAAAACUUGGUUAUUAUGUUGGUUUAAGGGACUUGAAAUGUGUUGAUUUUGAGUGUGUAUCACUGAUGUUGAAUGUCAGAGGUGACUAAUAAAGAAACAAAAAUAAA
Messenger RNA from Siniperca chuatsi (mandarin fish), 661 nucleotides. Its product is annotated as ictacalcin-like. Lineage: Eukaryota; Metazoa; Chordata; Actinopteri; Centrarchiformes; Sinipercidae. Gene Ontology annotation, molecular function: transition metal ion binding; calcium ion binding. The transcript has 3 exons. The record is from RefSeq and is a predicted model, not a curated record. Bases 94 to 417 code for a protein of 107 amino acids.